AUGACUUCGCCAACUGCUACUCCUUCCGCAGCAUCCUCCAAGGUCUUCGGCGCCAGCCCAGCUUCUUUCGUCAAGCCAUCGCCUGCCAGCACCUUUAGUGACAGCACUACCAGCGAUGCCGGUGGUUAUCCCAAGACUCCUGGUCGCGAGAACGAUGAAGGCGUCUUUUUAGGCUCUGUUGCUAAGCUGUCCAUCAAUGAUGGAAACUCAAGCACGAUCGAGCGUUACUCUCCUCCGUUCGUCCGCAAGGGGGUUCAGGCCAGUGUUGAGGACCCGUUCACCACCACUUCUCGUGGCUCCCCCCAGGCCACCCCGACUGGUCCGAAGUCCAAGGGUCGUGCUGCCAAGAGCGACAACUGGCGAUCUGGAUCAAGCUCCGGCUCCAGCGCAGGACGAUCUUCCCCAUCGCCAUCUCGCUACCUUGUGAGCAAGCGUGGCCUUGAUAUAUUCGUCAAGAAAUAUGAGUCCGAAGAUGACGAAACCGAGUUCUACCAGCAAGUCGCUGUCGCUGCUGAUGCUUCCCGGGCCCAAUCACUCUUUCCCCCAGCUUGCUGUGUCUUCGUUGCUAAUCUUCUUCAAUCCGAGACCGAUGAGUCGCUUGAAGUUGCAGUCACUCAGGUCUUCCGUGAGUUCGGUUCUGUCUGGGUCAAGAUCCGACGUGAUGGCAAACAGAUGCCUUUCGCAUUCUGUCAAUACCGUGAGCCUGAGCAUGCCGAGCGUGCGAUCCGUGAUGCUCGCGGCCGCCUCAUCAAUGGUCGUCCUUGCCGCGUCGAGAAGGCAAAGGCUCAUCGACUAUUUUUUGUUGAGCGCAAGUAUGGCGCUGCCGUCACCCCGGACGAGGUCGCUCACUUGCUCCGUGGAUUUGGUCAACUAGACUUCAUUCGGCUCGCAACCCCGGUUGAACUCGCUCAGAUGAACCUCAAUGAGGGAGUCCUAGUUCAAUUCAAGAUGUAUGAUGAUGGACAAACUGCCCUUCAGGCAUACCGCAACCACCAUGCCUACAAGAUGCAAUCUAUGGCCAACAUGUGCUCUCCCACCCGCUCUACUCUUGUAGGUCAAUCAAACUCGGUGUUGCGUCGGUAUCUUGAAACCUACGAGGUCGACAAGCGCUCGAUAUUCCUUGGCAACCUGCCAGCUGAAAUCGGGGAGGUCGAUCUUCAUCGGGGUUUCGAGAAAUACGGUGCCAUUGCCAAGAUCUCUCUUCACAAGAAUGAGUCCGUGGUCGAUGCUACUCAAAAGCACUGUUUCGCUUUCAUCGAGUUCAAGAUGGAUUCUUCGGUUCGCCAAGCUGUAGAUGAGAUGAACCAAUCGAACUUCAAGGGCAAGAUCAUCCGUGUCUGUCCAAAGGACACUGAGGGUGCCAAGUUGCAUCGUAAGAAGAACCCAGGCUCAACACCUGCUGCCUCUUACCAAUCUCCGCCCCAACACUCGGUUCCUCAGCAGCCAGCCACUCCCCUGACUCAUGCCCCAGGAUAUGGCUCCCCUUACGCCUAUCCGUACGGUAGUCCGUACUACUCUGCUGGCUACUUUGCCGAUGCUCAAGGACAGCACUACCCCGCCUCUCCUUACGGUUAUUCACCAUUCUAUGCUUACACGGGCAAUCCGAGCUACGCAGCUGGCACCUCCUCCACCACCGAUGCUGCUAGCAGUCCCAAUGGCCAAUCUUACUACGGAUACUAUCCUCAGUUCCCAUACUGGGGUUAUUCUCCAACUGCCCAGCAGCCGGCUUACUUCGCUCCAUCGGUCAACCCAACUGUUACUGGCGGUGCCCAAGAGGAUCGUUCGGCCACCCCAACCCCGACCGGACAAGCCUCCACUGCUGAGUCCUCAAUGGAGUCCGAGAUACACGGCUGGGAUUUCUCGCCUCUGUACCAAAGAUCAUGUAGCGUAGCUGAGAAUAAUGACGAAUGA
Messenger RNA from Hyaloscypha bicolor E, 1911 nucleotides. RefSeq lists its product as uncharacterized. The transcript is spliced from 9 exons. Lineage: Eukaryota; Fungi; Ascomycota; Leotiomycetes; Helotiales; Hyaloscyphaceae. Gene Ontology annotation, molecular function: RNA binding. Bases 1 to 1911 code for a protein of 636 amino acids. The record is from RefSeq and is a predicted model, not a curated record.